This is a messenger RNA of Fukomys damarensis (Damara mole-rat), 2163 nucleotides long. RefSeq names its product EPS8 like 3 (gene Eps8l3). Gene Ontology annotation, molecular function: actin binding. Lineage: Eukaryota; Metazoa; Chordata; Mammalia; Rodentia; Bathyergidae. The coding region runs from base 96 to 1883 and encodes 595 amino acids. Gene Ontology annotation, biological process: Rho protein signal transduction; regulation of Rho protein signal transduction; positive regulation of ruffle assembly. The transcript is spliced from 19 exons. Gene Ontology annotation, cellular component: vesicle; plasma membrane; ruffle membrane. The record is from RefSeq and is a predicted model, not a curated record.
CCACCAGCACCUGACCACUGGAUCAAACUUGAGCCCCCUCGGGGAUUCAGCUACCAGGCCACAUUGGCAUCCAGGGAGCUGCACUCAGCGUCAACAUGUCCCGGCCCAGCAGCAGAGCCAUUUACUUGCACCGGAAAGAAUAUUCCCAGAGGCUGACCUCAGAGCCCACCCUUCUGCAGCACAGGGUGGAGCACCUGAUGACAUGUAAGCUGGGGACACAGAGAAUCCAAGAGCCAAAGGACGUCCUGCAGAAGCUGCAGGAGUUGGAUGCACAAGGCCGGGUGUGGAGCCAAGACCUGAUCCUGCAGGUCAGAGAUGGCUGGCUCCAGCUGCUGGACAUUGAGACCAAGGAGGAGCUGGACUCUUACCGCCUGGAUAACAUUAAGGCCAUGGAUGUGGCUCUCAACACCUGUUCCUACAACUCUGUCUUGUCCAUCACUGUGCAGGAGUCUGGCCUGCCCGGCACCAGCACUCUGCUCUUCCAGUGCCAGGAGGUGGGGGCACAGGGAAUGAGGACCAGCCUGCAGAAGGCCCUGGAGGAGGAGUUGGAGCAAAGGAGACCUCGAUUUGGGAGCCUUUACUCAGGCCAGGAAAAAUGGAAGGGACCCUCUCUGGAAAGGUCACUGCCUAUGGAGCAGACACCCCCUUCAGAGCGGGGAUCCCCUCCAGAACAGCCCCACCGAAUGACUCCGGAGCACAGCUUCCCACCAUCCCCGAAGCCUCUGCCACACUACCCUAGUGCCCAAGAACCAAGUGCCUUCGCUCUGUCUCCUCCAAGGCGGUCACCAUCCCCUGAGCACCCCGGAAGGGAUGAGGAGGUGCUGAACCAUGUUCUAAAGGACAUCGAGCUGUUCACAGGAAGGCUGCAGGAGGUUCAGGGAAAGGCCAGCCAUAAGAAGAAGAAGAAACUUGGAAAAAAGAAGAACAAGACUCAAGGGGGGAUAACACGGGAACAGUACAUUGACUGCUUUCAGAAGAUCAAGUACAGCCUUAACCUCCUGGGGAAGCUGGCCCUCAGGCUUCAGGAGACAAGUGCCCCUGAGUUCGUGCAUAUUCUCUUCCAAACACUGAACUUUAUCCUAACCCAGUGCCCUGAAGAUGGUCUUGUGGCUCAAGUGAUCUCACCUCUCCUCACCCCCAAAGCUGUCGACCUGCUGCAGUCCUGUCUAAGCCCAUUUGAGAGUAACCUCUGGAAGGGGCUGGGCAGAGCCUGGACCACCAGCCUGGUUGACUGGACAGGCAAUGAGCCCCCACCCUACCAACCCACAUUCUCUGAUGGCUGGCAGCCUACAGACCCCUUUUCCCAGGCACCCAUAGGAUAUGAGGACUCUACUUCCCUGCGACCUUCUAGAUUAAAUAGCACCCCGCACUUUUCUGAGGACGAAAUAUAUAGCCAUGGCCUUCGGCCUGAGGACCCCAACCACCAGCCCUCCAGCCCCAAACCAGUCAAGCCAACUCUGAAAAUGCAAGUCCUAUAUGAGUUUGAAGCAAGGAACCCACAGGAACUGACUGUGGUCCAGGGAGAGGUGCUGGAGGUUCUGGACCAGAGCAAGCGGUGGUGGCUGGUGAAGAAUGAGGCGGGACAGAGUGGCUACAUUCCCAGCAACAUCCUGGAGCCCCUGCAGUUGGGGGCCCCUGGGAGCCAGGGCCAGUCAUUCCAUCGGGCGCCAAUGCUUCGACUUAGCUCAAGGCCUGAGGAGGUCACAGCCUGGCUGCAGGCAGAGAACUUCUCCACUGUCACCGUGAAGACCCUUGGGUCCAUGAUGGGAAGCCAACUCCUUCGCAUGAGACCUGGGGAGCUGCAGAUGCUGUGUCCCCAGGAGGCCCCACGGAUUAUGGCCCGGCUGGAGGCUGUCAGAAGGACACUAGGGAUAAGCCCUUAGACACUUGCUCAGAGACCUACAAGACCAAGGAACUCGCCUUUCAAGAAGGAGUAUUUGACACACUUUAGAAUCCUGAGAACUCCUUUUCCAGCUCCCCAUUUCUCAGCAAACCACACAGCCCAGCUCACUCAGCAAGAGGAUGAACAGGUCCAGGUGCUGUAGCCAAUGGUACCUUCCCUGCUAUGUUGGGAGCACGUCCCAAUCACUACCUAUUUAUUUUCCCUCUUUCCUAAGCCUAUGUCUGGGCUAGUCCCUCUCCUUCCCAAUAAAAGUAUCUUCA